GUGUUUUCAGCUCUGUGAGUGCUCGCAUGCACACAGGUUUGUGUUUCAUUACACAAAUGCUAACACUUCAUGCCCAUAGCCACGCCCCUUGCUUCUCCCAUGUGUGUAUCCAUACAUACAGCUUGCCUUAUUCUUUUUAAAGAAUUGCUCAAUAGUUCAACAUAUUGAUGUACUAAAAUUUGUUUAUUUGACUGGCCCUCAGAUGAUGGGUAUUUAGGAUACUCGCUAGUGUGUUGCUAGUAUAUAUGUAGUACCGAAGUGACUAUUCUUAUUCAUGUUAUUUUAUGUACUUUCCUUAGUUUUUAAAAAUUGUGCAUCAAGUAAGAAGUGGACAAGCUAAAUUAAAAAGGCCUUGAAUGCUUGGAACUUGAGUGAAAGGCACAUGUGAGUGCCUGCACACAUCCACAGGUAUACACACACUGAAAGCCCCGUAGCUGGGAAAGUACACCUAAAGAAACUAAUCUGAGUGUUUGAAACAAGUGUAACUGUGGCUGAAUAAAAUGUCUUGAUUUCCAUAUUUCUAAUAAAUUGGAGUAGUAAAUUUCUCAAGAUAGUCUUAGGAUUUUUUCAAUAAUAUUUGAAUUCUUUGCCCAUUACAAAGUAUGUUGCUAGCUUAGAAUCACAGAUGUGUCCCAAGGAUGGAAAAAUAACCUGGAAUGCCAAGAAAGCGCCAAAGACUGAGCAUAAUUUAGUCACAUUAUGGUCCUAACAACAAAUCAGUAACUCAGAAUAUUUUGUUACUGGGUUGUUGAGCAGGGAAGACCCAGCAUUCAUCUGUGUGUCCCUGCGUUUUCUUUUUCCAUUGGUCAGGGAGUUGCUAGGUAACAGCCUGCCUGUUACUUUGGAUUAGGAAUGCUGCCUUGUUUUCAGUUACCCACCACGACUUUCAGAAGAAGUCGCAGUUGUGGACCGCCCUGAAGUGGAAGAGAGAUUUGUACAAAUAAAGAGUGACAGUGAGGACUGACAUCUGGGAUUAUUUCAAGAUGAGCUUCCUAUUGCCCAUGCCUACUAGCAAAAAAGAAGUAGACCAGGUGAUAAAAAGUCCUGAGGAGAAGGAGUUAGUCCUCAAGUUUGGGAGAGAUGGAGAUCCUGUCUGUCUGCAACUAGACAAUUCGCUCUCCACAGUCUCUUCCAACCUGAGUAAAAAGGCUGCUGUGUGUCAGAAGGUUGUGUUCCAAAGCCCAGUUUAUACACACUAUUUUGACAUCAGUUACAUCCCAUCGAUUGUAUUUUUCUUCAGUGGGCAGCAUAUGAAAGUGGAUUAUGGGUUUCCCGAUCACACAAGGUUUGUGGGAAGUUUCAAAACCAAACAAGACUUCACAGAUUUUAUUGAAGUAAUUUACUAAGGAUCAAUGAGGGAAAAACUUAAAAGUCUCAUUGAACCCAGGAAUAUCCCUUAAUGUGACCUUCUCUAGCAAGACAUUUAGCACAUCAACUACCGUCAGAGUUGAAGAGAAGCUUAUUUGGGAACUGCUGUGCAAUUAGGCUGGACUUCAGACCAUGUCCCAGCUGGAAAAAGUGUAAUCCUUCCCCCUAAGGAGAAAACCAGCUGGAUGGUGAGGAUCUGGGAUGCCUGCCUGUCUCCCCCUUGCAGACCUCAGAAAAACCUUGCCAGCUUGCCCAGUGAGACUUCUUUCACCUUUUUAUUGUGCUUUUCUUUAUUAAGAUAA
Molecule: messenger RNA, 1670 nt
Organism: Talpa occidentalis (Iberian mole)
Lineage: Eukaryota; Metazoa; Chordata; Mammalia; Eulipotyphla; Talpidae
Product: thioredoxin-like protein 4B
Exons: 1
Coding region: 984-1346 (120 amino acids)
Biological process (GO): mRNA splicing, via spliceosome
Cellular component (GO): U5 snRNP; U4/U6 x U5 tri-snRNP complex; spliceosomal complex
Source: RefSeq, a predicted model, not a curated record